UGGCAAAUUGUUUAAAUUCCAAUUUGACCUAAAACCCGGCUUAGCCGUUUUAAAGCAGCUUUAAAAUGACUAAAAGCAAUUAAAGUGAAGACUACAAACCCAAAACUAAAGGAUAAGCAUGCUGCACGAAGGCAAUAGUGAUUUUGUGGUCCUCACAGAGGUGGUACGCCAGCAAUAUGUACUCUAUUUGGAACGCCAGCUGCAGGAGAACGUCUGCGCCUGGGCCAACCAAUCCCGGAAUCGCCACAAGCCAACAGCUUGGGCCUGCAUUCCCGCAAGCUUGGAGCAACUGGAGGACAAGGCGAAAAAGGCCUGUAUGGCGGCUCAGAUCUACCAGAGAGCCAUGGUCAAGACGAUAGCUGCAGUACGCCGGAACACCCAGGAGUGCCGUCUGGCGAACAUCCUCUUCGACCAAAUGCAGCUUUUAGGAGGAGAAGACGCAGUGCCCCCUAAAAGAGGGUACCUCCUGGUGGAUAGGGCCACACAAACCACUGCCAUGGAAGCCCAGAAUGGUCACGUUUCUCCUGCAGAAGAGGAUAACGAUGGUAGCUAUGAGCUGCGUCGGAAAAUCGAUAUGUUUCAGGCCAGCCUCGAAGAGUCGGAAGUUCAGAAGGAGCCGCUUUGUCGACGAUGUCGGCGAAAGAACAUAACGCCUGAGCACAAGCCACAGGGCAAUCCAGGAUCCCCCUUCUCCGAAACCGAAGAUGCAGUGGCCCAGGAGCUGGCCAUGUUAUUUUGCGACGAGCCCACCGAUCUGAAUGAUAUCUUCGGCAUCGAACCCACCGCUGUGACCGACGAUCCUCAAAUCUCUGCCAUUCUAGAGGAGAUUGAGAACGCCGAGCUGCCGGAAAAGAUGGAAGACCCGCCCGAUUCCCCAACCAUAGCAUCGGCCACUGGACAUCACAGCGAGGUGGAUCUUCGACAGAGUCGUUGGCCCUGCGAACUUUACGCUCAGAGGAGGCGACUCAAUGCCUGUUUGGUUCGCCUGCUGGAAGCGGACUGGCGUUGCGAGGAUCGCUUGAGGUACAAGUUCCGCCUGUUCUUUGGCGAGGACAGCGAGGAUGAGUUCGCCACUCAAGUGUCCAGCCCUUCAAUCGAUUUGGUGGACGAAGUGCUGCUGGCCAGCUGCGUGCUUCGCAUUCGACCGUGGAUUGUGCGACAUUUGAUGAGUCCGUUAGCAGAAGGUCUGAUCGCCAAUCGAUUUCUGUUCAAGAAGCUGGCCAAGAUGCUGGCCCACUCCAUUGUCCUGGUCAAUCCUUACUGCUCGGAGCAGCAGAUCAAGAAAGCUGUGGAGCAGCUAUUCUGCCUUAGACCAAGGGGUGUCCAAAGCGCCUAUGAUCUGGACAAUCUGCCGCCCUUGGAUGUCCCAAAAUUUGAAUUGUAAGGAACCUCUAGUAGUUUAGAAAGUCUAAAUAGAUAUGUAGAUGCAAGUCAACUAAAAAUCUCAGGAGAUGAAUGUAGUUUAAAAAGGACUAUAAGCAAUUUUACUAAAGAAUAACAUAUUUGAACAAAAUUAAAUCGAAUUUAGAGGAUGCAUGGAUAAAUUCUAAAGAAACAAAUAUGAAAAAAUUAAUGUAGUUUAAGAAGGACUAUAAGCAAUUUUACUAAGGAACAACAUAUUUCAAUUAAAUUUAAAUCGAAUUUAGAGGAUGCAUGGAUAAAUUCUAAAGAAGCAAAUAUCGAAAAAUAGGUUUAG
Drosophila takahashii is the source of this 1696-nucleotide messenger RNA. RefSeq lists its product as uncharacterized. The record is from RefSeq and is a predicted model, not a curated record. Lineage: Eukaryota; Metazoa; Arthropoda; Insecta; Diptera; Drosophilidae.